AUGCAAUAUAACAAUGCCAACAACCCCUACAUGCAAUUUAACACAGCCAAGAACCCCUACAUGCAAUACAACACAGCCAAGGACCCCUACUUGCAAUAUAACAAUGCCAACACAUCCUACAUGCAAUUUAACAAUGCCAACAACCCCUACAUGCAAUUCAACACAGCCAAGGACCCCUACUUGCAAUAUAACAAUGUCAACACAUCCUACAUGCAAUUUAACAAUGCCAAGAACCCCUACAUGCAAUUCAACACAGCCAAGGACCCCUACUUGAAAUAUAACAAUGCCAACACAUCCUGCAUGCAAUUUAACAAUGCCAACAACCCAUUCAUGCAAUCUAACAAUGCCAACAACCCCUACAUGCAAUAUAACAAUGCCAACAAUCCCUACAUGCAAUAUAACAAUGCCAACAACCCCUACAUGCAGUACAACACAGCCAAGGACCCCUACUUGCAAUAUAACAAUGCCAACACAUCCUACAUGCAAUUUAACAAUGCCAACAACCCCUACAUGCAAUUCAACACAGCCAAGGACCCCUACAUGCAAUAA
Messenger RNA from Mya arenaria, 549 nucleotides. Its product is annotated as putative mediator of RNA polymerase II transcription subunit 26. NCBI's taxonomy places the organism in Eukaryota, Metazoa, Mollusca, Bivalvia, Myida, Myidae. Bases 1 to 549 code for a protein of 182 amino acids. The record is from RefSeq and is a predicted model, not a curated record. The transcript has a single exon.